UCUGCAGACUAGGUCUUUUAUUUAGCAGAAGAAAGGGUGCAAAUGGUUGUAAAAGCUCUUUUUAAACAUCCCGUUUGAAGCUCUGUCCCGGGCUUGUGCCUCUGAAUGUGUCCCUGUGCCGAGUCUUUCCUGCUUCAGCCUCCUACCCCCCACUGCACCUUACACCGGAUGCUGAGCCUCCUAGAAGAAUAGCCCAGAGGCCAGGGGCCGUGUGCAAAACAUGAGGCUUCCGCGGAGAGCCUGCUUAAUUUUCAGAGCACUGGCAUCAUGCGGCCCUGGUCAACAGCUCUUGAGCUGCCUUCAUUUCUGUCCUGGGUCCUGUCCUUUGUGGGAGCUGUGGCAGAGAGGGAGAAGCCUGGGAGAGGGAAUGCUGCUCUUCAGAAAGUCUAUCCCUCGCUGCCGAAGAAUCAACAGGAUGCUCUCCAAUGAAUCCCUGCACGCUCCAGCCUUCAGCCGCUCCAACUCACAGGCCUCCGUGGACAGCGCAUCCAUGGAGGAUUUCUGGCGGGAAAUAGAAAGUAUCAACGAGAGCAGUGUCGGGGUGCAGGGGGAGCAGCCAGCCCCCGAGGUCAAGCCUGUGGAUGGAGAGCUGGAGGCAGAGUGGCUGCAGGACGUGGGGCUGUCCACGCUGCUCUCCGGGGAGGAGGAGGAAGCCGGCAAAGCCCUGCUCUCCACGCUGACGCGAACGCAGGCGGCCGCGGUGCAGAAGAGGUACCACACCUACACGCAGACGCUGCGCAGAAAGAGCAAGCCGCCCGUGAGGGACGUCAGGGACGUCUUCGGGCUCAGCGAGGCUCCGCCGGAUGCUUCUUGUGACAACCAUACUACACAAUUGGCUGGCGACCAGGAAGAAAAACAGCUACCGGAAGUCUUCCAAACAAGUGGCCCUGUGCCGGAGGAGGCGUCUCUCGACAGCCCUGCGCUAUGCAAUGGGUCCCCGGAGGAGGAAGGGAGCUUCGCAGAGCCCGGGCACAGUUCCGUGUCUAUACUCGAGGCCGUCCCAGAUAUACCGGUCCACGCCAACGGCGCCGCAGAGUCCGGGCAGACGGAUCCAAGUGUGCUGAGUGACGAUGACUAUCUGGAAAAGAACAUUUCAACAGAGGCUGAAGAGCUGUCCUUUGAAGUGUCGUACUCAGAAAUGGUUACAGAGGCCCCAAAGAGAAAUAAAUUGAAGAAAUCAGAAAUUAAGAAAGAAGACUAUACUUUAACUAAAUUUAUUGUUCAGAAGACCAGAUUUGGGCUCACUGAAGCAGGCGACCUGUCAGCGGAAGACAUGAAGAAGAUCCGCCAUCUCUCUCUGAUCGAGUUGACCGCCUUUUUUGAUGCCUUCGGAAUUCAACUGAAAAGAAACAAAACAGAGAAAGUAAAAGGACGAGAUAACGGGAUCUUUGGAGUUCCACUUACUGUGCUCCUGGACAAUGACCACAAGAAAGACCCUGCGGUGAAAGUCCCGCUUGUAUUACAGAAAUUUUUUGAGAAAGUUGAGGAGUCGGGUCUGGAAUCCGAAGGAAUUUUUCGACUCUCAGGAUGCACUGCCAAAGUCAAGCAAUACCGUGAGGAGCUGGAUGCCAAGUUCAACGCCGAUAAAUUUAAAUGGGACAAAAUGUGCCACAGAGAAGCCGCUGUGAUGUUGAAAGCGUUUUUCCGAGAGCUGCCCACCUCCCUCUUCCCUGUGGAAUACAUACCUGCCUUCGUCGCUCUGAUGGAAAGCGGGUCCCACGUCAGAGUGCAGCUUCAAGCCUUGCACCUCAUGGUCAUGGCGCUGCCGGAUGCCAACAGGGACACAGCCCAGGCCCUCAUGACGUUCUUCAAUAAAGUGAUUGCCAAUGAAUCCAAAAACCGCAUGAGUGUGUGGAACAUCUCCACCGUGAUGGCGCCCAACCUCUUCUUCAGCAGGGGCAAGCACUCCGACUGCGAGGAGCUGCUGUUAGCCAACACCGCAGCCCACAUCCUCCGCCUCAUGCUGAAGUACCAGAAAAUCUUGUGGAAGGUUCCAUCUUUCCUAAUCACCCAAGUCCGCAGGAUGAAUGAGGCCACGAUGUUGUUGAAGAAGCAGCUCCCGAGUGUGAAGAAGCUGCUCAGGAGGAAGACCAUGGAGCGGGAGGCUACCAGCCCCAAGGCCUCAAAGGUACUACAAAAAUCACCUUCCGCGAGAAGAAUGUCUGAUGUGCCAGAAGGAGUCAUAAGGGUCCACGCUCCGCUUUUCUCCAAGGUGUCCAUGGCCAUUCAACUGAACAGUCACACCAGAGCCAAAGACAUACUGGCCAAGUUCCAGUUUGAGAACAGCGUAGUUCUGCAGAGCCUGGCAGGCAGUGAAUCUCGUGCCCCCAACUGCAAGCAUCGAGGCAGUGCCAGCUGGGGCGCAGCAAGCAGCCGAACACACUUGUCCACCUCGCUUCGUGCUACAGGAAAAAUGAUGACUAAAUAAGAUCUGGAGUCUCACGAUGUCAUAUCCAGAAUGUCCACAGUACAAUACCAUUGAUUCAUUCCAAACAAAUCACAACAUGCAGAAGAAAAGAUAAUCAACACACACUAAUAUUAAUAAAUCAUGCAUCAUUGCCUGGCAAGCCUUUCACAUCCACUGCCAUCAUUUAACACUUCAGCACACCAUUAGGAAUUCUCUUGAAACAAAUGAGAAAAUAGAAAAUGUAAUCAGGUGUAGUGUUGCACACCUGUAAUACACUCUGGGAGGCUGAGGCAGGAGGACUAAAAGCCCUAGCACGGCCUGGGAAACUUAACAAGAUUGUUUCAAACUGAAAAAGGACUGGAGUUUUUAAAAAGCAUAAAGGCCAUGGAUUAAAAAAAAAUUCUCAGCAAAGACAUAGAUGUUAUAAAAGAGAACCAUGUGGAAAUUAUAGAAUGGAAAAAUGCAAUAACUGAAAUUUUUUUUUAAACUUGCUGAAUGGGCUCGGUAGUAUAGUGAAGCCAACAGGAAGGCAUUAGAGUAGGGGCAUCAAGAAAGUAUGUUUGUUUUGAACAACAGAGAAAAGUAUCUGGAGAAAGGACACGAGCACAGCAUCAGGGCUGCAGGGCUGUGAUGAGAGUUACAUUCCCAUCCACAGGCCCCCAGGGGUGAGGACGCAGAGUAAGACUGAAAAGGGAUUUGAGCAAAUGAUGCCUGGAAGCUUCUUCAGUUUAGUGACAGACAUACAUCUCCAUGUUCACGAAGUUCCCAAACAGGUGACCGCGGAAGUCCAGGCCAAGAGCAGAAUUAAACCUGUGAAAAUGAAAGGCAAAGCCGACACCUUGAAAGGAGCCGGGGAGAAUGGGUGCGUUUCUUACAGGAAGACACCGCGAGCUUCUCAUCUGGAAUCCCAGAGACCAGAAGAGAGCGGUGGUAACAUUUUUCGAGGGCUGAAAGAAAAGAACCAUCAACCAUGAAUUCUGUGUUCAGCAUAACUGUUCUUCAAGAAAUAAAGACUUGCUUGGGUGAAGGAAAACUAAGACUUUGUUGCUGAAGUUCUCUAAAGAGAAAGAAGGUGAGGCCGGGAAUUUAGCUCAGGGGCAUAAGUGCCUGCCUGGCAAGCACGAGGGCCUGAGUUUGAUUCCCAGUACCAUACCUGCCCCCCGCCAAAAGGAAAGGAGGUGAAACAAGGCUUGGAACAUGAGAACGAAUACAAAUACAGUCAGACAGAGUAAGAUAUGCCACUUCUCACGCAUUUCUUAAACUACCUUUGAUAGAAGCAAACAAGCCUGUGACAUGGUGCUCAGUGGAUGUGGAAAAUGAACUUAAUUAUACCUUUAAAUAGUGUUGGGGGUCCCCCCCUCGAAUGGUCGGUAUAAUGACUUUCUUCAAGGAAUACAGUACAUAAAAAGGGAAAAAUAAUUUUACAGUUGAGAAAUCUGACCGCCUGAACCAGGACGUGCCAUGUUACAAUCUUUAACUCAUUACAUCUUCAAAUACCCAAUUUCCAAAUAAGACUGUUAUGGGGGACCUGGCCAAGAUCCCCAACUGCUUGUGUGAGGGGUACAGUGAAAAGAAGAAAUAAGAGAGAGACAAAUUUAGUAAUGCAUGAAGUGGGACUGGGAGGUCAGUGCCUCAGGACAGGCAGAGACAGACACCCCGAGCCAGCCACUAUCCACUGGGUGUGUCCGAGGAUAGCAGGGGCUGGCAGAAGAUUCAAGGUCAGCAGAAGAUUCGAGGUCGAUGACUCAGUGGCAACGGAUAAUCCUGGGAUGACUCGAGAGGAUGGAGAUGCUCCCAUGCUAAGGAGGAGCUUGCCCUGGCGUGGUUCCCCCCCCUCCCCCCGCCAAGUGGUUUUAAUCUCAGUGGUCUUAGUUUAGUCUUCGUGGGUGGGAGAGGAUGGCCCAUACCUAAAAGGUCAAUGGGAAAUCUCAAACAGGUAAUACCAUAAUCCCAAGCCUCCAUUUAUCCCUUCGGGAAGUGUGCAGAAUGAGCCAUUGUGAAUUUGUGGUCCCCAACAGACUGUGUUCUGGACAUCCUGGUGGGCAGGAAUUUUCAGGGAGCACCGUUAACCCUCUGCCCUUAUUAAAGUGAAACCAUAGAACAAAAAGCAGACAUUAGGGAAAAAUGAAGAUGAUGUGAAUAAAAUGUUGCCCUUAAUUAAUACAAAUGUGGCCUUGUUUGGUGGCACAUGUCUGUAAAUCCCAGCACCUGAGAGGUUGAGGUAGGAGGAUCUCCAUGAGUUCAAGGCCAGCCUGGGCUACAAAGUGGGACUCUCUCAGAAAACAGCAAAAAUUAAUAUGAAUGCAUUGGUAUUGGUUUAUUAAUUGUGACAAAUGUAUCAUUAAUAUUGGAUGUUGGUAUUAUCAGGAACAGGAUGUGGGCCAUACCAAAACUACCUGUACUACGUAAUGUUUCUGUAAAUUUAAAAGACUCCUAAAAUUAAAACUUCACUUAACAUUUUCUAGUAUCCUACCAAUUUAAAAAAAAAAAAACACUAUACUUUUUAAUGGUAAAGUAACAAUUUCAGAAUAAAAUAAAUGAAUCUUUCUUAUGCUAAAAUACCAGAAUUACCUGUUUUUAACAUGAAAUUUGUCCAUGUGUCAGUGUUCCUCCUUCAUUUACUAAUUCAAAGAACUAAGAGUAAAUAAAAUUGUCACACCUGUUGGGAUAGCUGCUGUUAAAAAAAAAAAAAACAAACAUAUCCAAUGUUGGUGAAGAUGUGGAGAAAUCAGAACCCUAUUGGAUACUGAUGGAAUUAGGAAAUGGUACUGUCACUGUGGAAAAUAGUACAGAGGUCCCUUACAAAAUUAAAACUAGAAUUACUAUGUGAUCCAUCAGUGUUACUCCUGGGUACAUUGAAAGCAGGGUCUCACAUGGAUGUUUGUACGUCUAAGCACUUUAUUCUCAGUAACUAAAACAGAAGCAACUUAAGUCGCUAGCAGCUGAUGAGUGGAUAAGCAAAGUAUGUUCUAUCCAUAUAACAGGGUGCUAUCUCACCUGAAAAGGGACGGAAGUUUUGACACACGCUACAACAUGAGUGAACACUGAGGACAGUACACUAAGUUUAAUGAGUCAGUCACAAAAAGACAAAUGGCAUCUAAUUCCACUUUUAUAAAUAGAGUUCAGCAGUGAUACAGACAGAAAACAUAGUGGUUUCCAAGUAAUGGGAGAGGGGAAAUUGGGAAGAUACUGUUUAGUGGGCAUAGAUCUCCAGUUCUGCAGGUAAAAUAAAUUCUGGAGAUGGUGCGGGUGAUUGCUGCACAUAAUGAAUGUAUUUAAUACCACAGAACUAUUUGUUUAACCAUUGUUAAGAUACAUUUUGUGUUACGUAUAUUUUAUCAAAAUAAAAAUUAUUCAUAGAAUAAAUAGGAUUAUGUUUUACUACACUUGAUCUUAGCCAAAAGGUCAAGAAGCGAUAGAAUUAUAUUUUUAAGUGUUAACAUAAAGAUAAUUAAUGGAAGUAAGGUUUCUACCCAUAAUGCAGUGAUGAAACAUCAAUACCAGUAAACUUUGACAUAUAAAUACUGCAGAGCCCAUAAAGACCACAAAGAAAACAUGCAAAGAAAUGUAUUCAGAAACACUGUGGGUAAAUCAAGGUAACAUCCUAAAAGACAAGCCGUAUCCUGGGUCAGCAAAUAAACCUCAAAGAAUCUAAGAUACCUGAAAUCACUCUGACUUUAAAGGAGUCAAACUGGAUGUCAAUAACAGGAAGACAACAUGAAGAUCUCCAGAAAUUCUAGAAGUAAACCAGACACCUUUAAAUAACCCACAGGACAAAGAGGAAGGCUUAAAGGAAACUUUUUAAGAUGUACAUAGAAGGAAAAUACAACUAUAGCAUACCAAAUUAUAUUCAAAUAAAGUAGUACUGAGACAAAAAAAUUAUAGCAGUAAAUGGUCAUGCUAGAAAAGAAAGAUCUCAUUUAUCUAAGUUCUUACCUUUUGAAACAAAAUUAAUGCAAAGUAAGCCGAAGGGAAGCAGAGAAAUGAGUAAAGAUAAGCAGAGAUCAAUAGAUUUGGGGAAAGGAAAAUCAUAUAGAAGAUGAGUGAAACAAGAAGCUUAUUUUUUUAAAAAGACAAUAAAAUGCUUUGAUUUUUAAAAACCUGAUGAAAAUAAAGAUUAAAAAAACUACCAGUAUCAAAAAAUUAAACAAGAUUAUUAGUGUUUCCUUUAAAUGGGUAGUGAGGAAGUACUAUGAGCAAUUUUAUGACCAUAAAUUCAACUACUUAAGACAAAAGGUACCAACUCCUCAAAAGCCAUUAAUUACCAAAAUACAACCAAGAUGAAAUUGAGAACCUGAGUAGUUGUAUAGCUACUAGAGGAACUGAAUCUGUCAUUCUAAGGUCUCUAAACAACUCGCUAUGCCAAUAUGAUUUCACUGCAGGACUCUAACAAGCAUUUAAAGAACUAACAGUAAAUUAGCAUAAUCUUUUCCAGGAAAUAAAAGAAGAAAGACUAUCCCAACUAAUUUUAUGAAGUUGGUGUCAUUACCCUCUACCAAAUCACACAAAGAAAAUACAAAAAUAAAAUAGAAUGAAAAAUUUAAAAACCGACAUCACCCCUGAUAUUCAAUGCAAAAAUCCUCAACAAAAUAGUAAAUCUAAUCCAGCAUGUAUUAUUAAAAGAAUUAUGCAAAAUGAUGAAGUAGGAUUUAUUGUAGGUGUUUAAGGCUGACUUAGUGCUGGGAAAAAAUAUAUAUAUAUAUAUGUAUAUUUCAGCAACAGGAAAAAAAAUGCAUAUCAGUUCAUACCGAAACAAAAGCCUUUAGUAAAAUCCAAUGCAAACUCAUGGACCAAGCUUUCAGCAAACUGGAAAAAAGAGGAGACCUUCCGCCAUUAGACAAAGAUUAUCUGCCAGCAUGUGCAGCUAAUAUCAUAUUUAGUGGUGAGAGAUUGAAAAUUUUCCACUAUAAGAUCAAGAACAAAGAUAACCACUUUCAUCACUCUUAUUAACU
This is a messenger RNA of Chinchilla lanigera (long-tailed chinchilla), 7359 nucleotides long. RefSeq names its product Rho GTPase activating protein 28 (gene Arhgap28). Gene Ontology annotation, cellular component: cytoplasm. The coding region runs from base 221 to 2428 and encodes 735 amino acids. The transcript is spliced from 17 exons. Gene Ontology annotation, molecular function: GTPase activator activity. Gene Ontology annotation, biological process: negative regulation of stress fiber assembly; regulation of small GTPase mediated signal transduction; regulation of actin filament polymerization. NCBI's taxonomy places the organism in Eukaryota, Metazoa, Chordata, Mammalia, Rodentia, Chinchillidae. The record is from RefSeq and is a predicted model, not a curated record.